Messenger RNA from Gymnodraco acuticeps, 2369 nucleotides. It is a transcript of the gene tspan31, whose product is annotated as tetraspanin 31. Bases 118 to 756 code for a protein of 212 amino acids. The record is from RefSeq and is a predicted model, not a curated record. Lineage: Eukaryota; Metazoa; Chordata; Actinopteri; Perciformes; Bathydraconidae. The transcript is spliced from 6 exons. Gene Ontology annotation, cellular component: membrane.
CAGCGACGCCCUCUCCGCUGACCAAAAACAUUUGAGUCCAGACGUUUAGCGCUCCGGAGAGACCUUUUAUUUUAUUAUAUUCAUCUUUAUUAAUUAGCCCAUAGAGGUUUUUCGAAUAUGGUCUGUGGCGGCUUCACCUGUUCCAAAAAUGCGCUUUGUUCCCUGAAUGUGGUGUACAUGCUGGUGGGGCUGCUGCUGAUCGGGGUGGCAGCAUGGGGGAAGGGGUUCGGCUUGGUGUCGAGCAUCCACAUCAUAGGAGGGGUCAUCGCAGUGGGCGUGUUCCUGCUGCUCAUCGCUAUCGUUGGACUCAUCGGAGCGAUACACCACCACCAAGUCCUGCUCUUCUUUUACAUGGUGAUUCUUUUCAUCGUUUUCCUGUUCCAAUUUGGAGUUUCCAGUUCCUGCUUGGCAAUGAACCGUGGGCAGCAGGAGACACUUCUGAAUUCCACUUGGGGAAUGUUGGAAAACAAGACGAAGACGGACCUGGAGAGCCAACUGAACUGCUGCGGGCUGCUCAACUCUACCUCCACCCACAUUCAGUUUGAACAGGACCUGCUGAGCUGCCCCGCUUUAUGCAAAAAGAACACUAGCUGUUUCACCUGCGGGGACAAAAUGCUGAAUCAUGCAACCGAGGCUCUGAAGAUCCUCGGGGGUGUCGGGCUCUUCUUCAGCUUCACAGAGAUCCUGGGAGUGUGGCUCGCCGUGCGCUACAGGAACCAGAAAGAUCCACGAGCUAACCCAAGUGCUUUCCUAUAGUCGGCCCCCCCUCUACACAGCGCUGUAGGUUUCAUACACACUGGUACACAUAGAAUCAUGCACACCUAGAGGCAGAAACACCGGCUUACAAAACAAAACCACCACAAUACACAGAAUGGACGAGCGCACGCAGCACCUGACGUACACUGAGAAACACACACACACCUCCACCUGAGACUGAGAAACCACAACGACGACCUGGAACCCCUGGAUACUUGUGUAUGAAAGGAUAACUUGUUAUGCCAAGGAGUGUGACUUGUUGGCAUCAUGACCCAGCCUUGAUUUGAGUACCAGAUUUCCAACUAUGUAACAAGGGAAUAGACAUCUCUGCAUGUUUCCUUCGCCUGCACACAGCCUCUCAGUUGAUUUGUAAUCCCACCCACACCUACCAAAUGACCAACAAAAUAACCUGUAUGCACCUUGAAUUGGUCCCUCUUGUCUCUGAUGUAGUUCCACCACAUAGAUAUCAGUAUUGGUCAGUGCUGUGGGUGAUGUGUCGAGCUGUAAACAUGUCCAGUGUGUGUUCUCAAACAGGGAAAAGAAGGAAAAUACUGGACAUGUGGUGUAAAGUAGUUUUUGAAUUGUAUGUAAAUGUUCUUUUUUUGCCACAUUAUGCCAGGAUUUAACAGGAUUAGGAAACAGGAUUAGAUGUUAGGUUAUGUAGUUGAUAGUCCUUCGGGUUCAACGAAUAUUUAUGAACUGUAUCUGAGCCAACUAACUGUCACGAGUCGGAGAUGUUGAGAUGCCUGAGAACGGACUGCAUUCUUGAUGUUGUACAUACACUUUUAGAAAUCACUCUGGAUGGAUUUGAUAUGUAGCUUGCCUGCAUAGUUGAGGUCUUUAAAAGGCCGCAAUAAUCCACCUUUUCUGUAUUUACUAUGUUUCUCUGUGUCACACCGUGAUGUAGCUUAGCAUAGAUUCUGGUACGUACCUUUACCUCCUGUGUAACUGGAAGAAAACACGACAAAUGUAAAAAGAAAAUGUGGUUUUUGCUUUGAAAGAACUGGGUUAAUUUGGCAAAAACCGCUCAUCGCAAACCCAAUUUUAGUGUUAAUUGUGAACGUGUGCUAUUGGUUGCAAUUAUUUUCCUUUUUUUUAUAUAUAAAUAUUUUUGAAUUAUUCUUUAAUGGAAUGGUUCUGUUUUCAGCUCUUAUUUCGUUCAUCAGUGUUAAAUGCUUUGUAAAAAAAACUGUGUUAAAUGUGUUCAGGAUGUCAGUUAAUUUAAGUUUAAGGAUGCACAUUAGGCUGAGGUUGUAUUGUAGUUUUAAUGAUAUCAUUUUACUGCCUUGCUCGAUGUUUAACAUUUCCUGUUGAUAAAUCACUGCUUAUUAACUCUCUCUUUUAAAGGCGUGUUUUCUCUUUUUGAAUUGCUUGAGGACUAACACAAACUGUAUUUACUUGUCUUACUUGAACCUGUCAUUUUGGCCGAUAUGGAUUUCCUGCUGCUGAUUUGGAGUCAUCGCUGGUGUGAGCAAACUCUUUGACAGAUCUUAAGCAUUAUUAUGCCAUAUAUUAAAUCUCACUUUGAAUUUGUGUGCCCUUGUUAUUCAAUUGUAUCUUGACUUUUUGAGACUUAAUUUUCCAGAUAAUAAAACCUCAAAUUGGAAACUGUU